Molecule: messenger RNA, 1008 nt
Organism: Saitoella complicata NRRL Y-17804
Lineage: Eukaryota; Fungi; Ascomycota; Saitoellomycetes; Saitoellales; Saitoellaceae
Exons: 3
Coding region: 457-972 (171 amino acids)
Source: RefSeq, a predicted model, not a curated record
CACUUACUUCCUAUCUAGGUUGUGUGGAGUUCCCUUCACUUUCCUGAAGCGUGGGUUUCUGAGAUACUUGCGUUAUUCUGUAUCGCACGACGCAGCAAUGGCGUAUCAUACCUGUCAUGGAGACUUAUCCCCAAUAUCAAUUUCAGGGCUCAAACUCUUCUGUGAGCAGUCUCCUUACUCCUGUUACUUCAUUCGCCAAAGCUGUACCACGGGCAUCGGUUCUCAGUAAUUUCCUAAUGCGGCGAGUUCGGAGGUACUAAUGCUUAGCGUACGCGUAGUCUACUGUUACCUCAUACCUUGAGAACGCAAGCAACUCAGUAGUAGAUGAAUAUGUCUGUUGCACACACGUAUAAAUAUACCUAACUGGAAGCUUGUCGAUCCUCGAACAAUUUCAACGGUGUUGACGUCGGGUCACAUUCAGUUUCCGCUCAGGGGGUUGUGGAGGAGUUUGGGAGGAUGGGGGUUCUGAGGUUGGUGGAGGUUGCGCGGGUGUCCUCUGCUGCGUUGAAAGAGCUUCGGCGGAUUGUGGAACUUGAGACAGAUAGUUCAGAGGAGAAAGAAAGGGAGUGGGUGGACUGGUUCGAAGCUUUUGGGACUCAUAUUGCGACGAACUUCUACUUGGGCCUUCACAGGUUUGAGCAACUUCGUCUAGUACGGGACUACAAUGAAGGACUUUCUCUUGAUACCCCAGAGGAAAGUGUGCCACGAGAGAUUGCGCGGUUUAUUGCAGGCGAGCGGCUGCUUGCAGCUGACGACCUUCUUUCCCUUCAAACCCGGUUUGUGAAACACACUGAGCAGAUCAAUGCUGUUAACUUAUCUGGUACUGAGAUUCUACAUCCUGUCAACUUGCGACAACAAGUCCAUGAACUGGCCGUGAUUGCGGUGGAUAGCUCUCAGCUUGACACCAUUGUGGCAACCCAUGGAGGAUCAGGCGUUACGCUUACAUGUAAGCCCACCCCUACAAAAGCCUGAAUAACCGGCCUGACAGAUUCUGACAGCUUAAAGACG